Messenger RNA from Trypanosoma grayi, 540 nucleotides. RefSeq lists its product as hypothetical. Lineage: Eukaryota; Euglenozoa; Kinetoplastea; Trypanosomatida; Trypanosomatidae. Bases 1 to 540 code for a protein of 179 amino acids. The transcript has a single exon. The record is from RefSeq and is a predicted model, not a curated record.
AUGCCCACUCCACCACCCACGUGGGAUAGUGGUGCCGCCUUUUGGCAACACUCAGCACCUGACGACCGGCUGCAUGGCGCCCCGCCGUCUUAUUAUAACGCGAGGGCCCAACCGCAACUUUCUUCAUCCCCCCCUCAGUCUAUUACAACAUUCCCGCGGUUAACUGCCUUUGACCAGCGCUGCUUCGGACCACCAUGGGGAGCGGACCAGAGCGCCAGCAGCUGCUGUGAGAGCGGAAGAAUGUCUCCAUCAACCACUCGUUUUCAAGAUCCUCAGUGUUCGAUACCGCUCAUCCCGGAUGGAGAUCGAAUAGAUGAAGAUGGAUACAGUAACACCGGCAUUCACGUGACGGUACGCCACGGCUUGCCGCACUACCGCACUCCGAGUUCAAUUAACUACAGUGACACCGCAAGCAACCAGGAAGCCCCAGCGACAAGAGUGAGUCCGGCCGGCACGUCAAUGCAGCGCCACGUGCGCACCGGAACGUUCCACUGGGAUUGGAAGAAGUCAGAGCAGCAGGAAUAUAAGGACGUUCUGUAG